CUCUGGUGUUCUGGUGCCUUUCAAGUGUGACUUGACCAACGAAGAGGAGAUUCUGUCCAUGUUUGCAGCGAUCAAAGAGCAGCACAGAGGCGUGGACGUGUGCAUCAACAACGCCGGCUUGGCUCACCCAGAGCCGCUGCUAAGUGGCAAAACCAGCGGCUGGAAGAACAUGAUGGAUGUGAACGUUUUUGGAUUGAGUAUCUGCGCGCGUGAAGCAUAUCAGUCAAUGAAAGAGAGACAUGUUGACGAUGGGCACAUCAUAAACAUAAACAGUGUAUGUGGACAUCAUGUGAUUCCCCAUGCUGAUGUACAUUUCUACACCGCCACCAAGUUUGCUGUAACCGCUCUGACUGAGGGCUUAAGGCAGGAGCUCCGUGCAGAAAACACCCAUAUCCGAGCCACAAGCAUUUCUCCCAGCUUAGUGAAGACUGAAUUUCCUUUGCGGCUCUAUAGCAACAAUCCAGAUAUAAAAGCCAGAGUUUUCUCUGCAUAUAAG
Messenger RNA from Pundamilia nyererei, 496 nucleotides. RefSeq names its product dehydrogenase/reductase SDR family member 11-like. The annotation marks the transcript as partial. Lineage: Eukaryota; Metazoa; Chordata; Actinopteri; Cichliformes; Cichlidae. The record is from RefSeq and is a predicted model, not a curated record. The transcript has 4 exons.